UGGAGGGGAGGUUAUCCAGCACAUAUCCGACGGGGUGUAGGCACCGAUGGAGGAGUCCGGACCAGCUGCCAGAGUUGGUUGUCUGAAGGGGAACGAGGAGAAGGCCUAGCCGUUUUGACCUCAUUGAGAAUUUCCUACCUGCAAUCUUGGAUUUUGCUAUUUUUUAUUUUUUUUUUUUUUACCUUGUUUCUCUACUGGAGGCCGCAGAAGCCUCGGGCUAGAUUUGGCGACAAAUAGAGCCGAGUGAAAGAAGACAUCUGUGGGAUUGUGUGGAAAGUGUCAUAAAAUGUAUUUGCAAUAAUUUGACGGUCUGAAGGCGUAACAUAUUUGUUCUGUGGAGUCAAUUGUGUUUAUACGACAGCCAAAACUGGAUUUAAUGUUGAGUAAAAGAAAGUUAACUAGUUAGCUAGCUUGUUUUAAUGCUAGUCAGCUACCUUGUAGCGAAACUCUUGCAUGUUGAAUGAAUGAAUGAAUGAAUGAAUGAAUGAAUGAAUUGGCCACCACAAACAUUUUAACUAGCAGCUGCUUGUUGUUAUUACUAGAAGACAUCGAAUAUCACAUAAGACGACACUGGUUUUCCACAACAGGGCGAGCCAAACAGUAUAUCCCCACCGAUGCCCAGGAAUGCGAUUCCUGGAAGUUGGACAGCAGCGAUUUAGCACUCCAAGAUAGUGUUGUGUUAAUAUUGACUAUAGCCUGGUAAUGUUUAUAAGGCUGGGGGAAGCUGACUCUAGCUAGCUAAGAAAUAUUUGCACUACUUGGACUCGGCUGCAACCGCGUGAAGAUUACACCCGGUUUGGAAUGGGGAACACGGUUUCAUGCUGCGUCUCUCCCGAGUCGAGCCCGAAACUACCUUCGAGACAACCGGCAGAGCGGCUGGAGGAGUUCCAGACCAGCACCGAAGUGAGCGAUGAUAACACCGUGCCCUACCUGCAGCACAUAAGUGACAGAGAAGUCCCUGAUGAGCUGGCCUUGGAGUCUAACCCAUCGGACCAUGCCAGAGCGAGCACCAUCUUCCUUAGCAAGUCUCAGACAGACGUACGAGACAAGAGGAAAAGCAACCACAUAAACCAUAUCAGUCAUGUAUCUCCUGGUCCACUGUCAAAGAAAUACAGCUCCUGUUCCACAAUCUUCAUAGAUGACAGCACCGUCAGUCAGCCAAACCUCAAAAGCACAAUAAAAUGUGUCACAUUAGCAAUAUACUACCACAUCAAAAACAGGGACUCGGACAGGUCUCUGGACAUCUUUGAUGAGAAAUUGCACCCCUUAUCAAGAGAGCCAGUGCCAGAUGACUACUCCCGUGUAGACCCAGAACACAAACUGAUCUACCGCUUUGUCAGAACGCUCUUCAGUGCUGCACAGCUCACCGCAGAAUGCGCCAUCGUCACACUUGUGUACUUGGAACGCCUGCUGACCUACGCUGAGCUGGAUAUCUGCCCCGCCAACUGGAAGCGCAUUGUUCUGGGAGCCAUCUUGUUGGCCUCCAAAGUCUGGGAUGACCAGGCUGUGUGGAAUGUGGACUACUGCCAGAUCCUUAAAGACAUUACUGUGGAGGACAUGAAUGAGAUGGAGCGUCACUUCCUGGAACUCCUCCAGUUUAAUAUCAACGUGCCAGCCAGUGUCUAUGCCAAGUACUAUUUUGAUCUGCGGCAGCUGGCGGAUGACAACAACCUCAGCUUCCCUCUGGAGCCUCUCAACAACCAGCGCGCCCAGAAACUAGAGGCCAUCUCAAGACUAUGUGAGGACAAGUAUAAAGACCUGAGCCGAGCAGCGAUGAGACGAUCCUUCAGUGCAGACAACCUGAUAGGUAUAAGACGCUCCAACGCUGUGCUGUCAUAGGCCAGACUGCUGCCAUCUGCCCUCUGAUUUCCAAAGCACGGCUAACCCACAGCUGGCUCCAGACAAGCAUAUCCACCUCACAAGGUCAACACACCCACAUCAGGCAGGAUUCAGGCUUGAAAUGCUACUGUAUGACCUGCCCAAACGGUAAUUUGCAUUACAGUUGUAGACCUGCAUGAUUGUGAAACCUAAAACUUUACCAUACAACUGUUGUUUUUACAAACCCCUUAUUUAUUUUUUAAUUGUCCCUUAUUUCCACCAUAAAGUGUUUCCCCGAUAAAGGACUGGCUCUGAUGCAGUCGAUCUCUGAGGGGUAGUCUUGUCACAACAAUGUAAUUUCUGCAAAAAUGUUUGAAUUAUUCCAUGUAGCCCUAAAGGAUUAGACUGGUCAUAGUCUAUAUUUUGUUAUCCACCAAAUCCCACGAAAAGACCAAAAACAACUUUGUGCUAGUCCAUCAGUAUACUUUCUGACUUCCCUACCUGUCUGUUUUACUCAGCCCCAAGGCAGUUUUGUUUGCACUGAAGACAAAUAAUUACCAAGGGUGUCAAAUGGAAAAAGGCUCAGAAAUUUCCUAAGACAGCUGCCGCUAUAGUUUUAAUCAGCACUACUCAACAGGAGUAAAUAGUACAUUUCUUGGGGACGAUUUUUAGCAGUAGGUUAAUAAACAUUUAUUGUUCUACUGAGUAUUUCUGGCAGCAGAACACUGUAUGUCAGACUGACUCAAACUAAACUACAAUUUGUAGUUGAUCCUUGCAAUUUAUUGCUGGUUUUUGUCUUUUCGUGGGAUUUGUAGACAAUAAGAGAACUAUAGAAUAUCACCAGGCUUUUUUUUUUUUUUCUUUUUACUAGGCACAACAAAUGCAAAAUGCUCUAUCUCGUAAAUUAGAAUUAAUACCAAAAGUUACUUUUGAGAGUGUAAAUCAAACUUGUUUACUGUUAAUACCAGUGGUGUUGCAUUCUGUCUGAGUAAAUUAUCUACCCAUUUGGAUUUAGCAUACAGCAUGUCUUGGAUGAGAAGUAUUAAACUAUAAAUAUUCUACAGGAGUUGGCUGAAGUAAGCACACCUUCAGUCAGCUGUUGUCUGUUGUGCGUGUGUGUGUGCGUGCGUGUGUGUGUGUGUGUGUGUGUUUGUCAGGGUAUUAGCAGUGCCAAUCUGGGAUCAGUUUCACUUUUCAGAGACCACACUACAGGUGGUCAAACGGGACCGAUUUUACAGAUUCUGAAUUGGUACUGCUACAGAGUGGCUCAACACAGCAGUUAGGUUGACACGAUGGCAUAACGUAGGUUGGGUCCACACUGUCCAGGCUCAGUAGUGUGCCCCUCAAGUCCUGCCAUCCUGACACCGCCUCAAAGAGCCGGUCAACAGAUUACCAAGCCCGUGUUUGUCCCAGGCCCCGACCAGAGUUUUCGAACAAACUACAUCAACACUGAGGGGGAAAAAAAGAGACUGAUGGAUACUCCCCUCCUUUUUGCUUACUAUGUAGGCCACUAGCUGUGAAAUUUGUCUUGUUUUUAAUUGAAAAAAAAAAAAAAACAUUUUCAGAUGGAGUAUUUUAAAUAAAC
Xiphias gladius (swordfish) is the source of this 3403-nucleotide messenger RNA. RefSeq names its product cyclin Y-like 1 (gene ccnyl1). Bases 802 to 1839 code for a protein of 345 amino acids. Gene Ontology annotation, cellular component: plasma membrane. NCBI's taxonomy places the organism in Eukaryota, Metazoa, Chordata, Actinopteri, Istiophoriformes, Xiphiidae. Gene Ontology annotation, molecular function: protein kinase binding; cyclin-dependent protein serine/threonine kinase activator activity. The record is from RefSeq and is a predicted model, not a curated record. Gene Ontology annotation, biological process: regulation of cyclin-dependent protein serine/threonine kinase activity; regulation of canonical Wnt signaling pathway. The transcript has 10 exons.